This is a messenger RNA of Xiphias gladius (swordfish), 2616 nucleotides long. It is a transcript of the gene slc30a8, whose product is annotated as solute carrier family 30 member 8. The coding region runs from base 579 to 1790 and encodes 403 amino acids. The transcript is spliced from 9 exons. Gene Ontology annotation, biological process: response to zinc ion; insulin secretion; zinc ion transmembrane transport. The record is from RefSeq and is a predicted model, not a curated record. NCBI's taxonomy places the organism in Eukaryota, Metazoa, Chordata, Actinopteri, Istiophoriformes, Xiphiidae. Gene Ontology annotation, cellular component: plasma membrane. Gene Ontology annotation, molecular function: zinc ion transmembrane transporter activity.
GCCGAUUAUGAUUCGCACUGCGCACUCAAUCAGCUAAUUGGGCAAAAGUAAAUGUCAGUUGUGGCGGCGGCACUGCCCUCGGUCGACCUUUGAAAUCACCCAGUGGUCCGCGGGCCCCGACAGGUGCGUCGCCUUCACCAGCCCAUUUUGUCGAGGUGUUUAGUCCUCCGAAGUCCAAAAAAACCACCGCAUCCUCUCUUUUUUUUUUUUGGAUCCCCGCGGGCAGCCACCUUCCCCUCUCAUCGCCCCGCUCCGAGGCGCUUGCAAGCGGCCAAGCGUUUGCACACGGUGCAAGCGGAGUUUGGUCACAAGGCUGCGUCAGAUAUUGAGCUGUUUGCGCCCUGGUUUUUUGGUUUGAGAGGCACCGCAGCGGCUGUCGAGGCACUUUUCGAGUGGAGACAACGAGACCUAUAGAAGACCAUAACAAGAAAUGAUUAGACUGACUUUCUCAAAAUUAAUUUCAAGUUAAGUUAGAUUAUUAUUAUUUUUUUUUUUUUAAGCGUGAUUUUGUUUAAGUCUGGGAAGUUUUUCGGCUUUGAGGAAUUCCUUGACGUGCGAUAUUCUCCAGGACGCCAGUCAUGUCCACAAAUGAGGAUCCGGAGAGAGUUCCCCUGGUGACAGAUGUGAGGAGCAUUUACACCCCAGUGGGAAGGGUCCCCAACCAGGAGGCAUUGCAGACAGACGCUAACGGUGCCAUCAAACAUUGCCAUGACAAUAGCCGUGCUCAGAAGGAUCGCGAGCGAGAGAGGAAAGUCGCCAGGAAGAGGCUGUAUGUGGUCUCUGUCAUCUGCCUGGUUUUCAUGAUUGGUGAAAUCCUUGGUGGGUAUUAUGCGGGCAGCCUGGCGGUGAUGACAGACGCUGCCCACCUGCUGGUGGACUUCACCAGCUUCAUCAUCAGCCUGUUAUCCCUCUGGCUCUCCUCCAGGCCUGCCACGCAGAAGCUCAGCUAUGGCUGGCACCGUGCAGAGAUCCUGGGUGCGCUGCUGUCGGUCUUCACCAUCUGGCUGGUAACAGGAGUGUUGGUCUACCUGGCUGUGGAGCGCCUCAUCAGCAAUGACUACGUCAUCGAGGGCAAUAUCAUGCUCAUUACCUCUGGUUGUGCCGUGCUGGCCAAUAUUGUCAUGGCCCUCACCCUUCACCAGUCCGGCCACGGCCACAGUCACGGCGGGCUCAGCUCCCACGGUCACGGUCACAGUCACAGUCACAAGAAAGGAAAAGGAUACAGUCAGAACUCAAACCACGCUCACUCAAAUGAUGACCAUGUAGAUGUGGAGCACAAAGGGGCAAACUGCGGACCGAGGGCUCAGCAGGCCAAUGCCAGUGUGCGAGCGGCCUUUGUCCACGUGGUGGGAGAUCUUCUCCAGAGCCUCAGCGUGCUUGUCAGCGCCAUCAUUAUCUUCUUCAAGCCACAAUAUAAGAUGGCUGACCCCAUCUGCACCUUCCUGUUCUCCAUAUUUGUCUUAUGUACCACCUUCGCCAUCAUGAGAGACAUCCUCAUUGUCCUGAUGGAAGGCACUCCGGCAGGGGUGAGGUACAUUGAGGUGCGGGAUCGUCUGCUAACAGUGAAGGGGGUCACAGCGGUCCACAACCUUCACAUCUGGGCCCUCACCAUGAACCAGACUGUACUGUCUGCACACGUAGCCAUAGAUGAGUCAGUGGAUGCUCAGACUGUCCUAAGGGAAAUGACACAGGCUUGUUUCUCCUAUAACUUCCACUCCGUUACGAUUCAAAUGGAGAGACAGGCCGACCUGAAGCCCGGAUGCACCCUGUGUGAGGACCCCAAGAUGUAGGAACCUGCCUCCAUCAAAAUCUGAACACAGCAGAAUAGAAAGGCCAAGCUAUGAAUCUUAGCUGCUGUACCCAGCGAUGGUGACAGUAUUCAGUUAUUUUUGCACUGCCCAUUGACCCUGUGGUCUUAUGUUUUACUGUGACAUUAAUGCCAGACUCACAGGACUCAGCCCUAUAGUAAGUGCCUUUUUUUGUUGACAUUCGUAAAAGAAAUGCUGAUAUUGAAAUAACAAUGAGUAUGUGUCUUUAAUGAAAGGCAAGCUGGCUCAGGAUCUAAAUGAUUUUAGGGGAAAAGCUCUCUUCCUCAUCCUGCUUUAAAGUGUAAAACUUUAAUAUUCACAAGUUGUCUUUUGCUUUUUUAAAGUUUAAUCAUGUUAAAAUAGAGAUCACUUUGCACCGCAAAAGAAAGUGUUCAUCUUUUCUGAACCUUUACAUUUUUUAUGAUUGAGUUUCUCAAGUAACUGCUAAUUUAUACCUCCUAUACGUUAUUCUAAACAUACAUCUUAACUACUGUGUUUGUUUACCCUCUGACCUUAUGUGACACAUCUAGGACGGUGGUAAAGUACUGUUUGUUUGAGACUUGACGUACUGUAUCAUUUCAAGAUUCUGGAUACAGCCACAACCAUUUACACGAAGUCUGAUACUUGUAAAUAUAGACAAAUGAAUAUUUCUAUGCAUUGACUAUUUCACCACCAACCUGAGAAGUACUCUAUGUGGAAAGCAUCAAAUAUAUUCAAAUACAUGAUCAAGACACCUUUCAAAUGCCUUUGUACAGUUGUAAGGUAAAGCUGAUAUUAAUUAUUCAAUAAAAUAUCCCUUUUUCAAAUA